This is a messenger RNA of Anisakis simplex (herring worm), 636 nucleotides long. NCBI's taxonomy places the organism in Eukaryota, Metazoa, Nematoda, Chromadorea, Rhabditida, Anisakidae. The record is from the annotation of a GenBank genome assembly.
UUGUCAGAUGGCCAUAUAACGGGUGAUAUUCGUUCGUCGGCGGGCCUCAAGGGAACGGUCGUAACCGCAGAAGAGCUCUUCUACAAUACGCCGUGUCGACGUCGUGCACUCAAAUAUCCAGCCGAUGAGAUGAACCGAAUCGCGGAUGUGGUCAUCAGAUACGCGAUUCAUAAUCCGACUGUUUCGUUCACGAUGCGACGGUGUGGCAGUGGGAACGAUUUUCGUACGACAGGUGACGGGGAUCAGUUCAAGGUGAUUGCAUCGCUUCAUGGAAGCAAUGCGGCAAAGAAUUUGAUAAGUCUGGAUCGCGACCAUCAAAAACUGUUCUAUUCGCUGAAAGGUUGCAUGGCUCGACCGAGUGCAUCGUGUACGGCACCGAGUCUUCAAUCUAAACAAAAUCGUCAAAAGAUUUUCUACUUGUUUAUCAACAAUCGAAGUGUUGAAUGUGCACAAUUGAAACAAGCAUUGGACGUCGUGUUUGCUGCACAGAAUACAUUUUCAACAUUCAUUAUGUUAUCGUUACAGGUUGGUUGUGCUUAUCGUCAUCGAAUAAUCCUUCUUUCAUUUACCCUUUUCAGAAGCAGUGAAAACGAGGCAGAUUUAUGCCCUUUUGUGAUUUAUACUCUGUAUUCAUGA